Molecule: messenger RNA, 2416 nt
Organism: Chenopodium quinoa (quinoa)
Lineage: Eukaryota; Viridiplantae; Streptophyta; Magnoliopsida; Caryophyllales; Amaranthaceae
Product: probable galacturonosyltransferase 10
Exons: 2
Coding region: 542-2146 (534 amino acids)
Molecular function (GO): polygalacturonate 4-alpha-galacturonosyltransferase activity
Source: RefSeq, a predicted model, not a curated record
UUGCUAAAUUCGUUUUCAUUAUCGUUAAUUGUCAAUUGUAGAUGUCGUAUGACUAUUAUCAAUGAAAUUUAAUGUUCUUUAGUUCUUCAUUCAAAAAAAAAAAAAAAAAAAAAAAAAAAAAAAAAAAAGUAGUUUAAGAGAAAUUGAAAAUGGGGGUGAAUGAAAACUACCGACGGCUAAGCUAAGUUAUCGAUACUUGUCAAUGUUAUCAUGCAUGUGAGCACAGAGAGAGCUCUACCAAUCACUAUAAUGUGAUCAGCUGCAAAUCUGCAAUAUUUCACAACAUUAAUAUUCAAAAGAUCUACCCUUUUCUUCUUCAAUUCCAUUACAAACCCUCUUUCAAUUCAAAAAUUCAAUCUGUUCUCCAAAUCAAUUUAAAUUGCUCUUUCAUUUCUGAGAUCUUUGACUUCUUUAUUCUUACUAUCCUUUUACAUCACAUUCCUAAAUUUUCUGCUUGCCCCAUCAAAUUAGUAAUUCAGUGAAACAAUUUUUUACUAGAUUUUCUCAAAUUUCCCAACUUUUUAUUUAGUGUAAUUAGAUAAUGAGGCGGAGAAACACCAGCUUUGGGCGGCAGAAUAGGCGGCGGUACUCGAAUCUAAUAUGGUUGGUGUUGUGUGGAUUGGUUGUGUUGUUGUUUUUCAUUGUUCUUCUCAGCAAAGAUAAUCAACCCAUGUCAAAACCUGCUUUGGCAAAGAGGUCUUUCAGGCAAGAUAGAAUUUUAGAAGGCCUUAAUGUUACGGAGGAGAUGUUGAGUCCAACUUCAUUAACAAGGCAGCUGAGUGAUCAAAUUGCUUUAGCUAAAUCACUUGUUGUGAUAGCUAAGGAAAGCAAUAACCUACAAUUCGCCUGGGAGCUAAGUGCUCAGAUUCGCAACUCACAGAUCCUACUUUCUAAUGCUGCCACAAGACGAAGCCCGUUGACAAUCAGAGAGUCUGAAACUGCUAUUAAGGACAUGGCACUUCUGCUUUAUCAAGCUCAGCAACUUCAUUAUGACAGUGCUACCAUGAUAAUGAGAUUAAAGGCUAAAAUCCAGUCUCUUGAAGAACAAAUGAGUACUGUCAGUGAUAAAAGUUCAAAAUAUGGGCAAAUAGCUGCUGAGGAAGUCCCAAAAAGCCUCUAUUGUCUUGGUGUUAGGCUUGCAAGUGAAUGGUUUAGAAAUCAGAAUACACAGAGAAGGCUUGCUGAAAACAAAUUAAGUGCCUUGAAACUUGAAGAUAACAGCCUUUAUCAUUUCUGUAUUUUCUCUGACAACAUCCUUGCAACAUCAGUUGUUAUAAACUCCACUGCUUUGAACUCAGAACAUCCGGAAAAGGUUGUUUUCCACCUUGUAACUGAUGAGGUUAACUAUGCUCCUAUGAAGGCUUGGUUUACAAUGAACGACUUCCGUGGAGUCACCGUUGAGGUUCAAAAGAUUGAGGAUUUCAGUUGGCUUAAUGCUUCCUAUGUUCCAGUCCUUAAGCAGCUCCAGGAUUCAGACACUAAAAACUAUUACUUUUCAGGCAACAAUGAUGACAACAAAACACCAAUAAAGUUCCGGAACCCUAAGUAUCUUUCAAUGCUGAAUCAUCUCCGGUUUUAUAUCCCAGAAGUUUAUCCAGCAUUGAAGAAGGUAGUUUUCCUCGAUGAUGAUGUUGUUGUCCAAAAGGAUCUCUCUUCUCUAUUCUCCAUUGAUCUGAAUGGUAAUGUGAACGGGGCAGUCGAAACAUGUAUGGAAACAUUUCAUCGGUAUCACAAGUACUUGAAUUAUUCUCAUCCUCUGAUACGAUCACAUUUUGACCCUGAUGCAUGUGGGUGGGCAUUUGGCAUGAACAUCUUUGACUUGGUAGAAUGGAGGAAUAGAAAUGUCACGGGAAUCUAUCACUAUUGGCAGGAAAAGAACAUAGACCGCACUCUGUGGAAAUUGGGCACUCUUCCACCCGGGUUGCUGACUUUCUAUGGGUUGACGGAGCCAUUAGAUCCCUCAUGGCAUGUUUUGGGAUUGGGAUACACGACUGUUGACCCAAAGUUGAUUUCAAAGGGGGCUGUACUGCACUACAACGGGAACUCAAAGCCGUGGUUGAAGAUUGGAAUUGAAAAGUACAAACCGCUUUGGGAAAAAUAUGUUAAUUACGAUCAUCCUAUACUCCAACAUUGUAAUGUCCACUGAUCUGAAAAAAAGUGGUGGUUUUCUUGAUCUUCCUUCCUACUCCAGCCUCAGAUGUACACGAGCCCUGAGAUUUUGUAAACAGGAGGUGCUUGCUAGGUUCAUUUCACAUUAGCGGGCUGAGUUGUUCUAGUAGCGACGACCAUCUAGUCCAUUGUUCUUGUAGCCUCUAGCAUUGGCUAUGCAUGUAUACACAUUUUUUGGACAGUAUAACUCUUAGACAUUGUUUUUUAAGCCUCAGGCUAAAUUAUGUAACUACUUCGUCUUCUUGUA